Cercospora beticola is the source of this 1495-nucleotide messenger RNA. RefSeq names its product amidohydrolase family protein. Gene Ontology annotation, biological process: secondary metabolic process. Lineage: Eukaryota; Fungi; Ascomycota; Dothideomycetes; Mycosphaerellales; Mycosphaerellaceae. Gene Ontology annotation, molecular function: hydrolase activity; carboxy-lyase activity. Gene Ontology annotation, cellular component: cytoplasm; cytosol. The record is from RefSeq and is a predicted model, not a curated record.
GAGUGCUGAGACAAGGGGAAUUGUUAGCAACUAGGGUGAAAGGGCUCUCUCUGGGAGCACAGAGUCAACACAUCGUUUCAACUCUGUACCACACGCAACCAGAAGCAAAAUGGCGAGCGAAACGAAUCAAUGUUGCACGAUGCAACGCAAUGAGCAGCUGCCAUUUAGGAUCGACAUGCAUACACACAUCAUGCCAGCCGUUUUACCGAAUCUCGAAUCACUUUCGGCUCAGAGUGGGGAUCGAGAAUGGCCACAAUUGAAGCGGAAUCCUAAAGAUAAUCGAAAGGUCGACAUGUACGUAGGCGAUACGUUCUUCCGAACGGUCGAACCCAACUGUUUCGAUCCACAAACUAGGCUCGAGGAAAUGGCGAAAGUCGGUGUCAAUGUCCAAGUCCUGAGCACGGUUCCUGUGCUUUUCUGUUACGAUAAGCCUGUGGAGGCAGCAGUCAAGUUCGCUCAGUUCUUGAACGAUGAUCUGGCUGGCAUCUGCCGGCAGUAUCCGGACAAGUUUCUCGGACUGGGCACAUUACCUGCGCAGGACAUACCAGCCUCCAUCAAGGAACUGCAUCGCUGUAAGCACGAACUUGGACUUGUUGGCAUUGAGAUCGGGACCGAAGUCAAUGGACUGUUCCUCGACAAUCCAGUGUUCGAGCCACUGUGGAAGGCUUGCGAAGAUCUAGACAUGCCGUUGUUUGUUCAUCCUCUCGGAUACUCUCUGCCCAAAGAGAACAAGCAGCGUUGGGCUCGGUACUGGAGUAGCUGGCUCGUCGGGAUGCCAUGCGAGACGGCCUUAUCGCUACACGCUUUGACAUGCGCGGGGACUUUUGUCAAAUAUCCGAAAUUGAGAAUGUGUUUCGCACAUGCUGGAGGUGCCUGGCCUACUCUGAUAGGACGGAUUCAACAUGGAUACGACUGCAGGCCGGAUCUCGUUGCUGUCGAUGCACAAGGAGUGACUCCGACAGAACAUCUUUGCGAAAGAAGCAACAUUUGGGUGGACAGCCUUGUACACGAUCCCGAUUUGCUUGAUUACCUUGUGAAGAAGACUGGAUCUGAUAGGAUUGUGAUGGGCAGUGACUAUCCUUUUCCCCUCGGCGAAGUUCCUGAGGCAGGCAGAAUGUUGGCUUCGGAUCAGAAGCUCGAUCGGUCCCUGAAUCCAAGUCAGAGGACGGCGAUAUUGGCUUUGAACGCGCUGCGCUUCUUGGGGCUUGAUCAGGAUCCAAAGUGGCAGCGUAUUAUUCCCAAAGAGGCGGUCUAGGAACCCUCUGGAGUGCUCCAAAGAUUCUGCUGUGCCCCGGUCAUCAGCAUCCGUACUCUGGUGCCCUCGGAAGGUGCACCUCGGAUGUGGGAAAGCAAGGUUCUUGCAAGCAAGCUUCUUCCGCUAUCACCGUCGGGACCAAAACCAUAUUCCAGAGUGCGACAACGAACCCGGGCUUGCACCAGGAAGUCGUGCUCAUCGUAUGAGGCAUUGCGAUAGCCAGAUCUCCAAGACAGAGGA